AUGGGUGCAGCAGCGGCGGCGGCGGUCGUGCUCCUGGGGGUGGUGGCGGCGGCGAUGGCGGUGGCUGCGACCACGGUCGGCACGACCACGACUAGAUCUCCGACGGGAAUGCCGCUGUAUAUGACAAAAGCUCCUAAGCUGGAUCGUGCGCACAAGAACAAGUUUUUGGUGGAAGCACCAUGCACACAAUACUGCAAAAAUGUCGUUUGGCAAUACAAGGAGGUGGGCGAUAGCACGUGGAAAUGGGCGGAUGCAGAGGCGCAUUCCAGCUUCCCGGACACGUUCUACCUGCGUCGCCUGCGCCCCGACACCCUCUACGUGCUACGUGCCCUGCUCAAGCCCAGCUUCGGCCCCGCGUACGCGGGCGACGUCAUACCCACGCUGGAAGCGCGGACCUGCCCCGAGCAGCCGCCGCCCGUGGAGAACCUGCGCGCGCACUCGGCGGGGCCCGCUGGCUGUGAGGUGCACUGGACCUCUGAUGAUGAAGCUUAA
Messenger RNA from Gryllus bimaculatus (two-spotted cricket), 492 nucleotides. The record is from the annotation of a GenBank genome assembly. NCBI's taxonomy places the organism in Eukaryota, Metazoa, Arthropoda, Insecta, Orthoptera, Gryllidae.